This is a messenger RNA of Batrachochytrium dendrobatidis JAM81, 664 nucleotides long. RefSeq names its product tubulin-binding prefolding complex subunit PAC10. Gene Ontology annotation, biological process: protein folding; microtubule-based process; tubulin complex assembly. Gene Ontology annotation, molecular function: tubulin binding. The record is from RefSeq and is a predicted model, not a curated record. Gene Ontology annotation, cellular component: prefoldin complex; cytoplasm. Lineage: Eukaryota; Fungi; Chytridiomycota; Chytridiomycetes; Rhizophydiales. The transcript is spliced from 4 exons. Bases 1 to 546 code for a protein of 181 amino acids.
AUGACGAUGGACUUGCAGGCAAACCCCAGAGGAAUUCCUCAAGCUCCGUUUGUGGACGAUGUUGCCAAGUUUGUGGCUGAUGGUGACUAUGAAGGUACUCUUCGUAAGUUUCAGGAAAUGAUUAGCAAGUAUCGAUUCAUGGAGACACAUCUGCUGCAACGAAAAAAGAGUCUAGAGUCCAAGAUCCCUGAGAUCAGAAAAACUCAUGAGAUGGUUGUGUUUCUCCAAGCCAAAAAGGAAUCGGAUGAGCCUAUCGAAGCAGAUUUUGAACUUGCAGAAACGCUAUGGACCAAGGCUCGUAUCCCAGCUACUGAAACUGUCAAUCUAUGGCUUGGUGCAAACGUGAUGCUCCAAUAUACUGUUGAAGAGGCAAAAGAUCUUCUUUCAAGCAAACUAAAAAGUGCAACUUUAUCUCUGAAGCAGGUGGAUGAAGAUUUGGAGUUUCUUAAGGAGCAGAUCACGACCAUGGAAGUGAAUAUGGCACGAGUGUACAAUGAUGAUGUGCGUCGCCGCAGAUCAAUCCAAGAGCCUGUAUCAGCAAAAUAACAGUGGCAAUUGUUGUCAUUCCGGCUGGACAUAUGCAUUCGUUAUCCACCUUUAUAAAGAUAUUGUGAACUUUGGCUAAUUGGAUACUUUAAUUAAAUUGUCUUCCCAGAGGUUACUC